AAAAAACGGCAAAUUGUCAUAAUCCCUCUGUCGCCACGGACUGCAAAAGAGGAAUCAUUGAGGCACAAAAGCAAAUGGCUUUAGUUCCAACUACUAUCUCCAGUGGAGCCGUCAUUGCCGAGGUUGAUAUGGGCGCGGACUCCGCCUCUCCUACGGUUCGUGCCACAGUCGUUCAAGCUUCAACCAUCUUCUACGACACUCCUGCUACUAUAGAUAAGGCAGAGAGACUGAUUGCAGAUGCGUCUGCAUUGGGGUCGCAGUUGGUUGUGUUUCCGGAGGCUUUUAUUGGUGGUUAUCCUCGGGGUUCAACCUUCGGUGUCACUAUUGGUGCUCGUUCGCUCAAGGGUAAAGAGGACUACCGGAAAUAUCAUGCAGCCGCUAUUGACGUACCAGGACCUGAAGUUGAUCGACUGGCAGCAAUUGCUGGAAAGUAUAAAGUUUAUUUAGUGAUGGGUGUAAUAGAGAGAGAGGGAUACACACUCUACUGCACAGUUCUGUUUUUCAAUUCUCAGGGGCAGUACCUUGGGAAACACAGGAAACUUAUGCCAACAGCUUUGGAGCGUAUAAUGUGGGGUUUUGGAGAUGGAUCUACGAUUCCUGUAUUUGAUACUCCGAUUGGGAAGAUAGGUGCCCUCAUUUGCUGGGAGAACCGAAUGCCUCUAUUGAGAACCGCAAUGUAUGGUAAAGGCCUGGAGAUAUAUUGCGCACCUACAGCUGAUUCAAGGGAUGUAUGGCAAGCAUCCAUGACCCAUAUUGCUCUUGAGGGAGGAUGCUUUGUUCUAUCUGCAAACCAGUUUUGCAGAAGGAAAGAUUACCCACCUCCACCGGAAUAUGUGUUUGCAGGUACAGAUGAAGAUCUCUCACCUGAUUCUGUUGUUUGUGCUGGAGGCAGUGUCAUUAUUUCGCCAUCAGGGCAAGUCUUGGCAGGACCUAAUUAUGAAGGAGAGGCUCUCAUCUCGGCUGAUCUAGAUCUUGGAGAAAUAGCACGUGCAAAGUUUGAUUUUGAUGUAGUUGGGCAUUAUUCAAGGCCGGAUGUAUUGAGCUUGGUGGUGAGGGACCACCCAAACACACCUGUUUCUUUUACAUCUGCGUUGAAAGCAGAAAGGCCCCAGAAGUCAUAGUGUAGUCUUGGCAUCAUCGGCCACUCCAUAUAUUUUCAUAUUUGGGAAAGCUCUUUGUCAUUUAUAUUAUUGGGAGCUCAGUUAGUAUCAUGGCUUCCCAUCCAUGUUGAUGAAUGCCAAAUUUAAUAAAGAUGUAUCUAUAGCUG
Molecule: messenger RNA, 1267 nt
Organism: Telopea speciosissima
Lineage: Eukaryota; Viridiplantae; Streptophyta; Magnoliopsida; Proteales; Proteaceae
Product: bifunctional nitrilase/nitrile hydratase NIT4B
Exons: 5
Coding region: 75-1121 (348 amino acids)
Biological process (GO): detoxification of nitrogen compound
Molecular function (GO): nitrilase activity; nitrile hydratase activity
Source: RefSeq, a predicted model, not a curated record